AUGUCAACUUUAAAAUCAAUCAUCGAUGAAACAUAUAUCAAUGUUAAUUUGAAAGGAGGUAAUCUUCAUUCUGAACUCCUACAUAUAGAAGCAUCUUUCAACAAAGGUAAUUUAUUAAUUUAAUUUAGGAUAAUUUAAGGGAUAAUCAAUUCCAUUGAAAUGUCAAUGGUAUAACAUCACCAAAGAUAAAGACUUUGUGGAAAUAGAGGAUGUAUCGGGAUAAUUCUAUUAGCCUUGUAUAUUAGAUAUUGAUACUAAGUAAAUUCUGCAAUAAUCCUUUAAGAAUUAUGGUUUAAGCAAUACCGAUUUUAGACUUUGAAUAUAAUGGAAUGCCUUUAAUGGCUGAAACUAGUUUUUUGCAAGCUGAUUCAAAAAUCUUUGAUUUAGUAGAUUAAUAUAUUAAAAUUAGGUUAACUAAGCAUUUAAUUAAGGAGAGAUGUAAUUAAAUUGUAAAUUGGAAAAUAUACAAGCAUAAGAUAACUAAUCCUUUGCAGAUCUUAAUUUACCUUUAAUAUGCACUAUAAUUGCUAAUGAAAAUGGAUUGAUAUUAAAAACUGAUUAAAAUAAGAUUAUAAUGAAUAUUGAAAAAUACUAACUCAAGAUUAUAAAGAAAAAUAAUAAUUAGAUUGAAAUCUUCAAUUAAAAUAUAAAAUUAUUAGCAGCUUUAACAAAUAAUAUAGUUCGAGAUGCUAUUUUUUAAUUUAGCAAAACAUUAAAAUCAAAAAUAACUCAUUUAAGUGACACAGCUUAAUUAUAUAUACUACUUUCUGAUUAGGAAUAAAAGUUGAUUUAAAAAGAUAAUGAGAUUUUAUAAUUAUAAGAUAUAAAACAAAAACUAACAAAAAAUAUAAAUGAGCUUUAAUAAUAGUAUAAUUUAAAUAUCAAAAAAAUUGAAUCAAAUGAUAAAUAAUUAGCAUAAUUAAGUUUAUAAGUUUAAAGUAAGGAUAAAGAAAUAUAGAAUUAAAAAUAAUAGAUAGAUAAAUUGGAUGGGAAAACAUAGAUUUAUAUUUAAGAAAUUAAAGUUUUAAAGAGCUAAGUAAUUUUAUUAGAAAAUACAAAUAAAAAGUUCUAACUUGAAAUUGAAGAAUUGAAAAAUAAGGAACACUAAAAUUAAGAUGAAAUAAGAGAAAUGUUUUAUAGAGAAAAGCUUGACAGUUUAAAAUAAUAAAAUGAUGUAUAAUUAUGUAUAUUUAGAGAAAUGCAUCAAAGAAAAUCAAUAAUGGCAACUCAUAAAUGAUUAGUUAAUGAAAGAAAUAAAAAAACUUGAAAGCAACAACAUAUUUAUAAUAGAAGAGAAAGAAUUAAUUUAAAAUGAAUUAAAUAGUUUAAAAAAAAAGUAUGAGAGCUUAUCUUAAGAGAUUGAACUUAAUCAGAAGAAAGAGAAAUCUGAUGUAUCUUCUGAAGUAAUGAUUAUAUUUUUAAUUUUAGAGUGAUGUUCAGUCAAAUAAAUAAUCUGAAAUUAUUAUAGGUAAUCCUAUUGUUUAGAAUAAUAAUAAUUCGUAGGAAGAAAUAAAAAGAUUAAAAACUACUAUUAAUAAUUUGGAAGCUACUAUAAAGAAGUAAAAAAAAAAAUGAUAAAUUUUAGUUUGAAAUGUGAUUAUGAAUAGGAUAUGUUGAAAUUAACAACUAAACACUUUUUAAAGAACAACAAUUCUCAUGAAAUAUAAAUUUUAUAAAAAUUAGUAAAAUAAUGAAAAAUAUUAUUAGGCUAAUUCUUUGGUUGAAAGUUUAUCAGAUAAAGAAUAGGCUUUAUAAACUUAGAGGAAUAUUAAUAGAGAAUUAAUGAAUAAACUAACUGAAUUUACAAAGUGA
Molecule: messenger RNA, 1812 nt
Organism: Paramecium primaurelia
Lineage: Eukaryota; Ciliophora; Oligohymenophorea; Peniculida; Parameciidae
Source: the annotation of a GenBank genome assembly